Rubroshorea leprosula is the source of this 2042-nucleotide messenger RNA. NCBI's taxonomy places the organism in Eukaryota, Viridiplantae, Streptophyta, Magnoliopsida, Malvales, Dipterocarpaceae. The record is from the annotation of a GenBank genome assembly.
AUAUUACGUUUUCACAAUUCCCUUUCUACCACCACACCAUCUCAAGCCUUCAACAAUGGGAAGCCUCUCGUUGGCUGCUUCUGAUCUUGAAAGGAGUGGAGCAGUUGGGAGCGGUCCAACAUUGCUAUGUACGCCACUGAUGGGAACCACCAUUGAUCAAAUGCUGAUUGAGAUGCAGAAGGCCAAGACUAUUGGUGCCGAUAUUGUUGAAAUCAGGCUUGACUGCCUUAGAAACUUCAAUCCCCGCCAGGAUCUCCAGACUCUCAUCAAGCAGUCACCACUGCCCACUCUAGUCACUUACAGGCCAAUUUGGGAAGGAGGACAAUACGAAGGUGAUGAAGCCAAGAGACAGGAAGCACUUAAAUUAGCAAUGGAAUUUGGAGCCAACUAUAUUGAUGUUGAACUUGAGGUUGCUCAUGACUUCAUUAAUUCAGUCUAUGCAAAGAAGCCCGAUACCUGCAAAAUCAUAGUUUCUUCCCACAAUUUUCAUAACACUCCAUCUACAGAGGCCAUUGGCAAUCUCGUGGCACGAAUUCAAGCUACCGGAGCUGACAUAGUGAAAAUUGCAACAACAGCUCUAGACAUCACAGAUUGUGCUCGUGUGUUCCAAAUAACUGUACACUCUCAAGUUCCGACAAUAGGAAUUGUUAUGGGGGAGAGGGGGUUGAUUUCACGAUUGCUCAGUCCAAAAUUUGGUGGAUACUUAACCUAUGGUGCAUUGGAGGCAGGUGCAAUCUCAGCCCCAGGACAGCCAACAGCAAAGGACUUGCUAGAUUUGUACAACUUCAGGCUUAUAAGGCCAGAUACCAAGGUGUAUGGCAUAAUAGGAAAGCCUGUUGGGCAUAGCAAGAGUCCUCUGCUCUUCAAUGCAGCAUUCAAAUCUGUUGGCCUCAAUGCAGUUUAUUUGCAUUUCCUUGUGGAUGAUGUGGAGAAGUUCUUCAACACUUACUCUUCCACUGACUUUGCCGGAUGCAGCUGCACAAUUCCACACAAGGAGGCUGCACUAAAAUGUAUGAAUGACAUUGACCCAAUUGCAAAGAAAAUUGGGGCCAUCAAUAACAUUGUUAGGAGACCAGACGGGAAGCUAAUCGCAUUCAAUACCGACUACAUUGGUGCAAUCUCUGCCAUUGAGGAUGGAUUACGAGGAUUGAACGGUGCAAUCCCCUCUGGUAGCUCACCCUUAGCUGGAAAGUUGUUUGUAGUCUUAGGAGCUGGUGGAGCAGGGAAGUCACUUGCCUAUGGUGCUGCACAAAAGGGAGCAAGAGUUGUGGUUGCUAAUCGAACCUUUGAACGAGCAAAGGAGCUCGCUGACAAAGUUGGAGGAAAAGCAAUGACUCUAGCAGAAGUAGAACACUUCCAUCCAGAAGAAGGAAUGGUUCUUGCAAAUACAACAUCGGUUGGAAUGAAGCCAAAAAUUGAUGAUACUCCCCUUCCUAAGCAUGCCUUGAAACAUUAUUGCUUGGCGUUUGAUGCCAUUUACACCCCGAAAGACACUAGACUCCUACGAGAAGCAAAGGAAACUGGAGCUGUAAUUGUUUAUGGCACAGAAAUGUUGAUUCGACAAGGGUUUGAACAAUACAAGAACUUUACUGGUUUGCCUGCACCUGAAGAUUUGUUUAGGCAACUAAUGGAGAAACAUGCAUAAGGGGAGCUGCCUUUCAUAGGAUUAUCAUGAUGAUAUUCUGUUGCUACUGAAAUAAGAAGUUUCUAAAUAUGGCAAAUCUAUUUUAAAAUUUUGUAGCAUGUGUUUUUUUUUUUUUUUUUUGGAACAAUUAUUAUGGGAUCGGAUUGAACCAUUGUCCGAGAAGCAAGCAGGUGAACCUUUACCAAAGUGGCAGAGGCCACUUGGCCCUAUGGGCUAGGUUCUUGUAGCAUGUGUUGAAAUGUUUAAUGUUUACGGAUUUGAAUGAAUAAAUCUACAUCAAAAACUUGUAAACAUUUUAAAUUUUGAAUGAUAUCUAUGGUAGAAAUCAGUAUUUAUACCUAUCUACCCAAUUUUGUGGCUUUUCUUUUUCUUGUUGAUAUAAAUAUGUCAACAUUUG